AUGAAGAUAAUUUAUAAUUUUAUUUUCUUAGUUUUGUUCCUUAUGAGUACUUUGUCAGCGGAACGUAAUGGCAAUGAUAAGAAAGUUCUGUCUAGAAGAAAAAGAUAUGUCGCGUUUCCUGAGGGCUCGAGUUUUUCGUGCGCUGGUUGCAUGACAGUAGGUGUGAUAGGCCAACCGGCGCCUUCAUCUGCGCCAGGAACUUUCACCUUUGGCCUUAACUGGGGUAUCGCAUACGAGUUGCCAAAUAACACUGAAACUGCAUCGUUUUACCAUCGCAAAAAGAAGCCAAUAGCCCAAAGACGUAACCGACGAGAGCUUUACGAAAAAUUAGAAAUCAUUAUGGAUAAUUUACCUAUGACGAAAGUACUCCCAUCAGAACCAUUGGAACACAGCUUAUAUGACUCUGCUCAUCGUCUCGGUGUGCUUUUGAACUCAUGUGAUAACUUCAAAUGCCCUCUAUCAUUAGUUGACCUUGCUAAAGGAUACUACAAUGCGCCAGCACCAAAAAUCGACACUACUAAAAACCCUUGGGCAUUAUUCAGUAGUAGUUUUGGC
Messenger RNA from Brenthis ino (lesser marbled fritillary), 555 nucleotides. Lineage: Eukaryota; Metazoa; Arthropoda; Insecta; Lepidoptera; Nymphalidae. The record is from the annotation of a GenBank genome assembly.